AUGGUAACUACUGGAAGAAUUGAACCUCGAUCGUUUGUGGAUAUGAAAGAAUCAAUGGAAAAAACCCAUAUGGAGAUCGUAGAAGAAGCAGCACCAUCAAGUAACGAUAAAGAUAAUAUAAAAGUUAUAAAAAUGAAUGAAAUAGUUUACGGCAUUGAAACGAAAGGGAAGCCUGAACUUUUCCGUCAUGCACACGAUAAGCUCUACAAAGAAAAACGGACGGAAUUCAAUGAGAAUGAGUCAACGACUUCUCUCAGACCAGAACUUGCUUCUCAUUCUCAUGUUCAUGAAAAAGCAGCAGAAACUCACACAAAAGUUCAUAAGACAAAAAACCAGAAAAACAAAUCAACAACAACUUCUACUGAAAUGCCUGUAACGACUCAUCAUAAUCGAUUCAAACGAAGUUUUACAAAAGAUGAACUUGAAAGUUUUUCUGAAAUGGGAAAAGUCUUCUCGGAAAGUUUCAAAAAGUUUAAUGAUGACGCGAAAAAAGCUGAAAAAGAUUUUCUGAGUUUUAUGAAAAAACUUGAUAAGAUCUCAGAUUCACAUGACCACUAUGCAUUUUAA
Clunio marinus is the source of this 567-nucleotide messenger RNA. NCBI's taxonomy places the organism in Eukaryota, Metazoa, Arthropoda, Insecta, Diptera, Chironomidae. The record is from the annotation of a GenBank genome assembly.